GUCAGCUUCAGCUGUUGACUUCUCUUGGUGCGCGCUGUUGUAGAAGCGGUGCUUGUGUUUUCGUAUUGAAACAGACGCAACGAUGGCGGCACCGAAGAAGCCAAUGGAGGAAUUCGAGGAAGAAUUUAUCAAGUUGGAAAUUGAAGAAAUCGCAGCAAAGUACAAAUUUCACGAAAGUUUGCGUGGCAAAUGGAUGAUGUUCUUCGAGAACGAAUCUAUGAACGACAUGUGGGCGAAGGCUGUAGAGCUCUACAGCGCUGGAGAGCUGCCAGGCGUCAUCUCUAUCAAGGCGUCGACCGCCGCUCAUUGCGCCCGCUCUAGUGACCCCUCCUGCGGAGCAAUACGCUUCAAGUGCGGGCCUCUCACUGACCGCGAACUAGUUCUUCAGUACGGGCAGCAGCUGGUCAAGAAAAUGCAAUAUUGUGAUACUUUGGGAUUCGUGGCAUACAAAACUGAUGGUCAGUCGAGGAUCGGUACCAAAGCAACAGGAACGAAAAAGAACUAUUUGUACCGUUUACCAGUGCCGACGUACGCUUAUCUCCAACAAAGAUCGGGUAUGUCCUCGGAACUCCCCACAGAAUUGCCGUGCCUGACGUCGCAUAGUGAGUGGCUUAGUGAUGUGGUGGGGGAUUACAUCCAAGAUCCUGCAGAUCUUAGUGAUUAUGCGAGAUGGACGAUGCAGUUCCCUAAAAAGCUACUCCACGGCUUAGCAUGGGUCAGAGCCUGCCGCCUCUACCGAGGCGGUGAGCUGGUAGACGUUGCAUUCAUGCGAGCGUCGACAGACAAAGCCAAACCGGGCAAGGAGAAAAUUAAAGGUGGCAUCAUUAGUUUUUUCUGCCGUGACAACCUUCCGUUGACGAGACUGCAGCUCUGCGGAGAAAAUCUUGUGGAAAAAUUAAAGUACUUUCACAUUAGUAGAGAACUCAAAUGCGUUUCUUACAAGAGUGCCUCAAAUAAACCAGAAUAUAUAGAAUUGUGCCGAGUUCCCACCCUUGAAUCUCACCGUCGUGCUUAAAUAAGGCGAGCUUCUCCGGGUUCUCAGUCUUCGCCACUUGAAUGCCUUCACUCCUGAUCAUCUUUAGUAAAACUAAAUCUUUCUCCUUCAAUAGAAAUCCUAAAAUGCUAUUCUCUUGAACUAUUACUCAGGGACUGCACGUUUCUUGUCUCAUAAUUUGAACCAUUAGUUUUUACAGAUUAAAUUGAACAUUGAACAAUAGACACUUUUUGGCGUCUUUAAAGCUGUAGCAACGGCUGCUAAAUGUGCUCAUAGCUCUGUAUUUUCAAGUGCCUCGCUCAUUACCGAGGCGUUAUGAUGAUUUUGUUUAGACCAGUGGUUCCCAAACUUUUACAGGCUGGCGCCCCCUUAGCUUCCCUGUGAAUUCCCUGCACCCCACCCAUAGACACAUAUGGAAACAUUCAUUCAUUUCUUUCUUGAUAUUUUGUAUGCUGCA
Hyalella azteca is the source of this 1451-nucleotide messenger RNA. RefSeq lists its product as uncharacterized. The transcript has 3 exons. The coding region runs from base 83 to 1015 and encodes 310 amino acids. The record is from RefSeq and is a predicted model, not a curated record. Lineage: Eukaryota; Metazoa; Arthropoda; Malacostraca; Amphipoda; Hyalellidae.